AUGAGUGAUAUCUUUUAGGGUAAUAAAAGUGGAGUCUCUUAUGGAAGUUAAUUUGAUGCGUAUAAUUAUUAAAUAAAUAUUGAAUUUUAGUUUAGGUGCUAGUUUUGGAAGAAUUGCUCCAUAAGACAAAUAAAGUAUAGGAUCAAAUAAUGGAGGAGGCAGUUUUGCUUAAGUUUCUGUUUCAUUUUUGGUACAACCAGAUCAAUACAGAUCAUCAGUUGGUUUAGAGGAAGGAUAAGUUCCUAUUUAAAUAUAUGAAUAUUAAGAACCUAUAAAUUAAAAAGGAGUAUUUUUUAGAAGCAGUGGAGACUUUGAAAUGUAAUUUGAGGAGAUUAGAAUGGAUAGAUUAAAUAUUGAUUAGCAAUAGAAAGUUGAAGAGGAUGCUUAAUAAUUGCAAAAAAACAGUUAAAGAUCAUCAAAUGAUUUUGAAAUGAAAAUAUGUAAUAAUCUAUAUUCAUAUCUAUGUCUAUUAUAGAAUCUGCAUAAUAAAUCAGUAACAAUUUUAAACCAGAAAUUAAUCAAAAUAUUAUUGAAGAAAAUAAGAAUCUCUUUAAUGUUAAUAUAUCAAAGAGCAUUUAUACAAAUAAAAUAACUUAGUUAGUUGAAUAGACCUAAUAGAAAUUAAAUGUAUAAAAUAGAAAUUAAUAACAUACUCAUAUAUCGUAAUCAUUUAAAUUAUAUAAUAUUUUAGAAAAAGUCAAUAAAAAUUAUAAAGGAAAUCACCUAAUAUAUAAAGGGAUCAUUCAGAUUUAUCAUCAGAUUUUAAUCAAUAAAAUAGUAAUGAUCCUAAUUAAGAUCCAAUAUAAUAGAAAUUAGCUAAAAAUAGAGAAUCAGCUAGAAAUUCUAGAGCAAGAAAGAAGAUUUAUUAUGAAUUAUUGGAAGUGAAAGCAUAAGAAUUAUAGAUAGAAGUUGAUUCAUUAAAAUAAUAGAUUUAAAAUUAAUAAAAAUAUACAGAAAUUUGUAAUAAAUCUUAAGAAAAAGUAUUAUAUUUUAUAAAUAAUUAGUUUUAAAUGUUUUUAGAAUAAUAAUAAUUAUUGUUUGAUAAAUUAGAAACAUAUUUAAUUAAAAAUAAAGAUAAUAUGGAAAUAGGAAUGAUUUUGGAUGCCUUAAGAUAUAGAACUAAUUCAAAUAGUUAAGAAAGAAAUGAUGCAGCUAGAAACCAUUUUGAUUAAAUGGUAGAAGUUUGUCUUCCAAUUCAAACUAGAUAUUUGAUAUAUGCAUUAGAAAAGAACAAAGAUUUUUUUGCUUAACAACCAAAGUAUUAUUAUUCAAUUUCAAUACCAGUGAUUAUUCUGAUUGGAUGGUGGAUUCUUUUUAAAAGACUGAUAUUAAACCAGAACAAAUUGUAAAAGUAAAGAAGAUGAAAACUAAACUAUAAAGUGUAAGAAACAAUAUAUCAGAGUAUUUAUUAUUACAUAAAAAUAUUAGUUCAAUACAAAAAAUAAAAGAAUAAUUGAAAUUAAUAUAAAGUGAAGCUUUAAAAGUUGAUUAAAUGUGGGAAUAAUUGAAAGAAUGUCUAACACCAUUCUAAUUAGGUUCAUGUAUUUUAGCUAUGAGAUAAGUAUAAUUUUAUUAAUAAAUAAGAAUUAAUAUAGAUAAGAAUUAUAAACUUCAUCAUUAUUUCUGUAACUUAAAAACUCUUAAAUGGUAUUAAUCUUAUAUUUAUAAUUAUAUAGUCAGAUGAAGAAGAAGUGUAAGGUAAUCAUGAACAAUUUACUGUUCCUAAUAAUAGAAAACUAAUAAAGAAAUCAUAGAACUGA
Molecule: messenger RNA, 1760 nt
Organism: Paramecium pentaurelia
Lineage: Eukaryota; Ciliophora; Oligohymenophorea; Peniculida; Parameciidae
Source: the annotation of a GenBank genome assembly